Molecule: messenger RNA, 2442 nt
Organism: Saccharomyces mikatae IFO 1815
Lineage: Eukaryota; Fungi; Ascomycota; Saccharomycetes; Saccharomycetales; Saccharomycetaceae
Gene: APL6
Product: AP-3 complex subunit beta
Exons: 1
Coding region: 1-2442 (813 amino acids)
Biological process (GO): vesicle-mediated transport; intracellular protein transport
Cellular component (GO): membrane coat
Source: RefSeq, a predicted model, not a curated record
AUGGUAGACUCAAUUAAUCGUAUUGCAUCGGCAUUAGAUACUGCCAAAGUGAUAACUAGGGAAGCUGCCGCGGUAGCCACCUCCAAGCUCGGUGAAUCCUCUUAUACUUAUUAUUCUCAAAAUAUUAAUCCUCAGCAGUUGGCCACCUUGUUAAACUCUAGGAAUUCUAGAGAAGUUAGAGAUGCCAUGAAGAGAAUUAUAUCUAUAAUGGCUUCUGAUGAUGACUCUAUUGAUGUUCAAUUAUAUUUUGCUGAUGUGGUGAAGAAUAUCACCACUAAUGACAUUAAAGUGAAAAGACUUAUUCACCUAUAUUUACUUCGAUUUGCUGAAAAUGACCCAAAUUUGACCUUACUAUCCAUUAAUUCUCUUCAAAAAUCAUUGUCUGAUUCAAAUCCCGAAUUGAGAUGCUUUGCUUUGAGUGCUCUCUCUGAUAUGAAGAUGACAUCGUUAGCACCUAUCAUUUUACACACUGUUAAGAAAUUAGUUACGGAUCCAUCUGCAAUGGUUCGUGGUGAAGUUGCGUUGGCCAUUAUCAAAUUGUAUAGAGCUGGAAAGAAUGAGUACCAUGAAGAACUAUUGGAUAUCCUGAAAGAGUUGAUGGCAGAUACGGAUCCUAAGGUGAUAUCCUGUACUGUCCUGGCUUUCAAAGAAUGUUAUGCCGAUCACUUAGAACUACUGCAUGGGCAUUUUCGUAGGUACUGUAAAGUAAUUAGGCAGCUAGAUUCAUGGUCACAAUCAUAUUUGAUCGAAUUGUUGAUCAAAUAUUGUAAACAAUUCUUACCAAAACCCACAGUGGUUGAUAGGUCGUCAGAAGAUUCUCCGAGAAGCUGUCCUUUACCAGAUAAUUAUAAUGAGAUUGAGUACCCACUUUACGACGUGGUUAAUCAUCCUGAUUUAGACUUAUUUUUACAGAGUCUGAAUCGUCUAAUUUACAGUUCCAACCCUGCAGUGAUUCUAGCGUCUUGUAAUGCACUAUAUCAAUUGGCCUCACCAUUGCAGAUGAAAAAUACCAAAUUUAUUGAAGCAUUGGUCAAGACAGUUUCCACGACGACAAAUCAAGGUAACAAAGAAAUCCUUUUGCAAGCAGUUCAUUUUUUAUCAACCUUAGACCAAACUUUAUCUUUACCAUACAUCAAAAAAUUCUACAUUUUACCCAAAGACUCCAUUGUUGCAUCUGUUUGGAAGAUCCAGAUUCUGUCGACGUUAAUAAAUGAAUCAAAUGUUAAGGAAAUAUUCAAGGAACUGAAAUAUUAUGUAGCCAGCGCUCAUCUUCCGGAAAAGGUUGUUAUUUUGGCAGUCAAAUCAUUGUCUCAAUGUGGUCAAUUGUCUACCAGUUGGGAAUCUCAUGUAAUGAAGUGGCUGAUUGAUCAUAUGGAAUCCCACAACUUGUCGGCUUCUGUCCUAGACGCAUACGUGAAUGUUAUUAGGAUGCUGGUACAAAAGAACCCCACAAAACAUUUACGCAUUAUCUUUAAACUAGCUGAUUUAUUAACAGCACAAAGGAGUUUGGCCGAUAAUGCACGUGCAGGUAUUGUUUGGCUAUUCGGUGAAAUCGCAUCGAUUGAAUUCAAGAUAUGCCCGGACGUUUUGAGGAAGCUAAUUCCGAUGUUUUCCGAUGAGGGUCCGGAAACAAGAUGUCAAAUUUUAGUGUUAUCAGCAAAACUUCUCUCUUAUGACAUUGAUAAUUUCAAGCAAGAACAAAUUGCUGCAAGCGAUGAAUCUAGCGAUGAGAAAAAUUACCAGAAUCAUUACGAUUUUAGCAGUUCAAGAAUCUCAAAAAUGUAUGAAGCGGUUCUUUACUUGGCAAAGUAUGAUGACGAGUUUGAUAUUAGAGAUAGAGCAAGGAUGAUUUCUUCCCUUUUCGAUUCAGGAAAAUACGAAAUUGUGUCGUUGUUAUUACAAGCACCCAAACCUUCAGCGAGGAAUAACGAUUUUAUCAUCUCUGCGAGGCUGGAAGUACAUGCUCAAGAAGUUAAAGAUUUCUUUAAAAUGCUUCCUUGGAACACAGAGAUUACUGGUAUUGCUGAAACAGACAACGAUGUUAGGAAGGGUGUAGAAUUGAAAGACUAUAACAAAUAUAAAAAAAGUUUUUCAUCUCAGUCUUUUAUUAGCAACAACUCAGCAAGAUCAUUUACAUCCAAUUCCAAUUCAAAUUUAAGGGGGGUCAAUGAUAGUAAUGGCAGUAGCGUCUCCGGAAAAGGUAACAUAAACACCGUAACUUCUCAUAAUGGGAAGAAAUAUCGUUUGCAAAGUUUGGACGAAUUUUUUUCUGACAUACCAGAAAGAAAAAGUAAAUCAAAGAAAAUUAUAAGAGUGGAGGAAGAAAGUAGUGACGAUAAUGAAGAUGAAUCGGAAGAGAGUAGUGAUGAAGAUGAAUCGGACGAUGAUGAGUAUAGCGAUUCCUCAUCUUUGGGAACAUCUUCUUCACAUCUGGAGCUAUAA